This is a messenger RNA of Lottia gigantea (owl limpet), 1692 nucleotides long. RefSeq lists its product as hypothetical. The transcript is spliced from 2 exons. NCBI's taxonomy places the organism in Eukaryota, Metazoa, Mollusca, Gastropoda, Lottiidae. The record is from RefSeq and is a predicted model, not a curated record. Gene Ontology annotation, cellular component: microtubule; cytoplasm. Bases 87 to 1445 code for a protein of 452 amino acids. Gene Ontology annotation, biological process: microtubule cytoskeleton organization; mitotic cell cycle. Gene Ontology annotation, molecular function: GTP binding; structural constituent of cytoskeleton.
UGUUUCUGUUCACCAGUACAGACUCAACAAGCUUCAAGCCUUUUACCAACCUUUUUGGGUCUUGAAUUUCUUUGAAAUCUUUCAAUAUGCGUGAGUGUAUCUCUAUCCAUGUCGGCCAAGCUGGUGUCCAGAUGGGCAAUGCCUGUUGGGAGUUGUACUGUUUAGAACAUGGUAUCCAACCUGAUGGUCAGAUGCCUUCUGAUAAAACUAUCGGAGGCGGAGAUGAUUCCUUUAACACUUUCUUCAGCGAGACUGGAGCUGGUAAACAUGUGCCAAGAGCUGUAUUUGUUGAUCUGGAACCAACAGUCGUAGAUGAAGUCCGAACUGGUACUUACCGUCAACUCUUCCAUCCUGAACAACUCAUCACUGGUAAAGAAGAUGCUGCAAACAACUAUGCCCGAGGCCACUACACCGUGGGAAAAGAACUGAUUGACUUGGUUCUCGAUAGAACCAGGAAGCUAGCUGAUCAAUGCACUGGUCUUCAAGGUUUCCUCAUCUUCCACAGCUUUGGAGGAGGAACCGGAUCUGGUUUCUCGUCCUUGUUGAUGGAAAGAUUGAGCGUCGAUUACGGCAAGAAAUCCAAAUUGGAGUUUGCGGUUUAUCCUGCUCCACAAAUUUCAACCGCUGUAGUGGAACCAUACAACUCCAUCCUUACAACCCAUACCACAUUGGAACAUUCCGAUUGUGCCUUCAUGGUGGAUAACGAGGCUAUCUAUGACAUCUGCCGACGAAACCUUGAUAUUGAAAGACCAACCUACACCAACCUGAACAGAUUGAUUGGUCAAAUUGUAAGCUCCAUCACAGCUUCUCUCCGAUUCGAUGGUGCCCUGAACGUCGAUCUAACUGAAUUCCAGACCAACUUGGUACCCUACCCACGUAUCCAUUUCCCAUUGGCUACAUAUGCUCCAGUCAUUUCUGCUGAGAAAGCCUACCAUGAGCAACUUUCUGUGGCUGAAAUCACCAACGCCUGUUUUGAACCAGCCAACCAAAUGGUCAAAUGUGACCCUCGUCAUGGUAAAUACAUGGCUUGCUGUAUGUUGUACCGAGGUGAUGUUGUGCCCAAGGACGUCAACGCUGCCAUUGCUACGAUCAAGACCAAAAGAACCAUCCAAUUUGUCGACUGGUGUCCAACAGGUUUCAAAGUGGGUAUCAACUAUCAACCACCAACUGUUGUACCAGGAGGUGAUUUAGCCAAGGUCCAGAGAGCUGUUUGUAUGUUGAGUAACACAACUGCUAUUGCUGAAGCUUGGGCUCGUCUUGAUCAUAAAUUUGAUCUGAUGUACGCUAAAAGAGCUUUCGUCCAUUGGUAUGUUGGUGAAGGUAUGGAAGAAGGUGAAUUCUCUGAAGCUAGAGAAGAUUUAGCUGCUCUUGAGAAAGAUUAUGAAGAAGUUGGAGUUGAUUCUGUUGAAGGUGAAGGAGAAGAAGGAGAGGGAGAAGAAUAUUAAUUUUUCCGGCAUAUCAAACAUAUUGUUCUGGACUGUCACAAAUUAAAUUUUAUGCAAAAUUGUGAGUGCUUGUGUUGAGUCUACCAGAUACUAGAAUUUCAACACAAAACUUCAAACAUUUUGCCACGUUCAUUUGGAUAAGAGCUCAUUUUGGCCACAGAAAAUUAUUCUUCUAACUUCCAUGAAUUUGUUGUUAUUAUUUAAUUUAUUACGUUAUAACUUAUUAAUAUUAAAACUCCACAAGAUA